AUGGGAUCAUCCAGGUGGAGGGUGGCAGCUGCGGUGUUCCUCAGUCUACUAGGCUCCUUGUCACUUGUCGAAGGAGAUGAGCACGAACACACAUACACAGAUAAGGAGGAGAUAGUAUUAUGGAUGAACACAGUAGGGCCUUACCACAACCGACAGGAGACAUACAAGUAUUUCUCUUUACCCUUCUGUGUGGGUGCAAAGAAAACCAUCAGUCACUACCAUGAAACACUUGGAGAAGCUUUGCAAGGAGUGGAACUGGAAUUUAGUGGCCUUGACAUCAAGUUCAAAGAUGAAGUAUUACAGAAAACGUAUUGCGAAAUUGAGCUGGACAAAGUCAAACGGGAUGCUUUUGUAUAUGCCAUAAAGAAUCACUACUGGUACCAAAUGUACAUCGAUGACCUGCCUAUCUGGGGUAUUGUUGGAGAGGCAGAUGAAAAUGGAGAAGAUCACUACCUGUGGACUUACAAGAAAUUGGAAAUUGGCUUUAACGGCAACAGAAUUGUUGAUGUCAACCUAACUAGUGAGGGCAAAGUUCGACUUGUGCCUAACACAAGGAUUGCAAUGUCUUACUCUGUGAAAUGGAAGAAGUCAGAUGUGAAAUUUGAGGACAGAUUUGACAAGUACCUCGAUCCAUCCUUCUUUCAGCACAGGAUACAUUGGUUCUCUAUCUUCAACUCCUUUAUGAUGGUAAUCUUCUUGGUGGGUCUGGUGUCCAUGAUUUUGAUGAGAACCCUCAGAAAGGAUUAUGCCAGGUACAGCAAAGAGGAGGAAAUGGAUGACAUGGACCGCGACCUGGGAGAUGAAUACGGCUGGAAACAGGUGCAUGGAGACGUCUUCCGGCCCUCGAGCCAUCCGCUGAUUUUCUCUUCACUCAUUGGUUCCGGCUGCCAGAUCUUCUCUGUAUCUCUCAUUGUCAUAAUUGUAGCAAUGGUUGAAGAUCUGUAUACAGAGAGAGGAUCAAUGUUGAGCACAGCCAUUUUUGUAUAUGCCGCCACAUCCCCUGUCAAUGGCUACUUUGGUGGAAGCUUAUAUGCCAAACAAGGAGGAAGAAGGUGGAUCAAGCAAAUGUUUAUCGGGGCCUUCAUGAUCCCAGCAAUGGUGUGCGGAACUGCCUUCUUCAUUAACUUCAUUGCAAUCUAUUACCACGCCUCCAGAGCAAUCCCAUUUGGCACCAUGGUGGCAGUUUGUUGUAUCUGCUUCUUCGUCAUUCUGCCGCUAAACCUGGUGGGAACAAUUUUAGGGAGGAAUAUUUCCGGCCAGCCAAACUUUCCAUGCAGGGUGAACGCCGUGCCGAGGCCGAUCCCAGAAAAGAAAUGGUUCAUGGAGCCAGCUGUCAUCGUCUGUCUAGGUGGAAUCCUUCCUUUCGGUUCCAUCUUCAUUGAAAUGUAUUUUAUCUUCACAUCUUUCUGGGCCUAUAAAAUCUAUUAUGUGUAUGGCUUCAUGAUGCUGGUCCUGGUUAUCCUUUGCAUUGUGACUGUGUGUGUCACCAUCGUGUGCACGUACUUCUUGCUCAAUGCAGAGGACUACAGAUGGCAAUGGACAAGCUUCCUGUCUGCUGCAUCCACGGCAGUUUAUGUUUACAUGUAUUCAUUUUACUACUAUUUCUUCAAAACUAAGAUGUACGGGCUGUUCCAGACAUCCUUCUACUUUGGUUACAUGGCUGUGUUUAGCACUGCUCUUGGAAUCAUGUGUGGUGCAGUUGGAUACAUGGGAACAAGUGCCUUUGUGAGGAAGAUAUACACAAAUGUGAAAAUAGACUAA
Nerophis lumbriciformis (worm pipefish) is the source of this 1761-nucleotide messenger RNA. The record is from RefSeq and is a predicted model, not a curated record. Lineage: Eukaryota; Metazoa; Chordata; Actinopteri; Syngnathiformes; Syngnathidae.